AUGCGGAACGCAGCCGAAGGGAAAGAGAGGGCGUCAGACGGGGUGCGCAUUCUUACCCCCCCGGGGGUCCGCAGGCGGAGCGGCUUCCCUGACAACGGUACCCCCCCGGAAGAAAGACGGGGCGGAAAACGCGCCCGGAAGAGCCUCUUCGCGUCCUCUCAGGGGCCCGUCUUCGACGUUUUCACUCGCGCCGGGGGGGACGCGAAGGCUGUGGAAAAAGGGGGGGAGGACGAUGGGGGUGUGCCGGUGGGAAAGCUGCUGUUUGAGAUCAGUCCAAACACGGGGCGAGUGCAUCUGUACCGGGGGGGUAAAAGUAGGGCGUCUGGAGGAGGGGGCGCGGAGUUGCUGGCGCUCAACUUUCCAAGGGAGGAGUUGGCAAAGCUGAAGACGGAAGAGGACGUCAGACCGGACCAGCACUUAAUCUUACUAGGGGCCCCUCCCGAAACUCCUGCUGACGUGCGCCGCCCACCUGCGCGCCGCCCGCCAGUUCCUGGACGAGUGGACCAAGCUGCGUCCGAUUCUUCGGUCGACGCUCCAGGGAAUGCCCCUCAAAGCACCGCUUGA
Molecule: messenger RNA, 564 nt
Organism: Klebsormidium nitens
Lineage: Eukaryota; Viridiplantae; Streptophyta; Klebsormidiophyceae; Klebsormidiales; Klebsormidiaceae
Source: the annotation of a GenBank genome assembly